GCUUUCUCUUCCCCAUUCAAGGUGCGGCAGAGGAACAGGUGCGUGAGGAGCCCCAGAGAAAACUUUACAUCACAGUUAUCUAAGUCUUUUUCAGCUAAGGAGCAAGAAAACAGAUAAUAACUGAAGAAGUUGGUUUGUCAGCAGCAAAGCGAAGUUUGUUGAAACAGUUAAUUUGGGAUUUGAACCUUGAGAGCAGGUGGACGCCGUCUUUAUUUAUUCGAAGUCAAGUGGUUGAAGAGAAGAAGAAGAAGAAGAAGAGGAAAUGGCGAACUCCGGUCUGCAAAUUUUGGGCUUUGCUCUGGCGCUUCUGGGAGUAAUUGGACUGGUAGUUGGCACCAUCAUGCCUCAGUGGAAGAUGUCUGCUUAUGUCGGGGACAACAUCAUCACAGCGGUGGCCAUGUACGAGGGACUGUGGAUGUCCUGUGCCUUCCAGAGCACAGGACAAAUCCAGUGCAAAGUCUACGACUCCAUCCUGCAGCUCAACAGCGCCCUCCAGGCAACCCGCGCCCUCAUGAUCGUCAGUAUUAUUGUAACGUUGGCUGGCCUGGGCGUAGCCUGCAUGGGAAUGAAGUGCACCAACUGUGGAGGAGAUGAUAAAACACGCAAGUCACGCAUCGCUAUGACUGGUGGCAUCAUCAUCCUGAUUGGAUCUUUGUGUGCCAUUGUCGCCUGCUCUUGGUACGCUCACGACAUCAUCCAGGCCUUCUACAACCCUUUCACCCCCGUCAACACCAAGUAUGAGUUUGGGUCUGCCAUCUUCAUCGCGUGGGCUGGAGCGUUCCUGUCUGUAGUGGGAGGUGCCAUGCUGGCAGCUUCCUGCCCAAAAGGCAAACCUACACCAAAGUAUCCCAUCUCCAGACCCCCCAGCAGCAAGGAGUAUGUGUGAACAAGACGGGACUCUUAGUCUGUUAGAGGCUGAAGGAACACUUUGACAUUCAUGUUAGUCCAACUCAGUGAUCCACGUUGAGAAGAUGUAUACCAGGAGGCGUUCAGUACCUGUUUUUUACUUUGUAUUUUAGUUUCUCCAGGGCUGCCCUAUGAUGUUACUGUAAUAUUAUUUUAACAAAUGCAUUUAAGUUUUAAAUAAUAGCUGUUUACUUAUAAGAAAGCUCUCAUUGGCCUUGUCCUGUCUGGAACUGCAGUCUGUGCUUAUACUGAUUUGUAUACUAUGUAAUAUACUGUCCACUUAGUUAACACCUGUGAAGCACUAAGUUAAACCUAAGGUGAAACACCCACGAUGUUGUACAAAUUGGUAUGUAGUAAAUACACAAUAUAUACGGUGCCUUAGAAUAUACAGUGUGUUUGGAAAAUAGUUGAACACACUGAAUAGAAAGAAGUGGCAAUGAAGAGGCUCCAUUCAUUACUUUGUAGGCUAAAUGCAGUUAGUUCAUCAUCUGGCACCUGAUGAGCAGUUUUGUUUUAUUUCCAUGUUUGUAUUUAUGUGAACAAGACAAAUUUAUUCAAUAACAGAUUUGACCAUUUUAUUUUAAUCAAGUGCUGGAGUGAAAUUUUACUUACAGAAAUGACGACGUCCUGAUUCUUUAUUAACUCAGUUUGCCAAAGAAACAUGCAGCAGGAGAAAUGUGGCUGUUUGUCAACUUCUGCGAUGAGACUGUUUGUGUGAAUGGGCUCAUCGUAUGAUUUAUAUUUCUUAGUCAUGGUAGCUGUUGCUGCAUUCGUCAAAUUUUCAGUUUUUUUUUAAAUGUUUUAAAUUGUGAUUUGCAAAGUUUGUGUUGUACAUAUAAUAAAAGUGAAAAAUUUACA
Messenger RNA from Seriola dumerili (greater amberjack), 1764 nucleotides. It is a transcript of the gene cldn7b, whose product is annotated as claudin-7-B-like. NCBI's taxonomy places the organism in Eukaryota, Metazoa, Chordata, Actinopteri, Carangiformes, Carangidae. Gene Ontology annotation, cellular component: bicellular tight junction; plasma membrane. The record is from RefSeq and is a predicted model, not a curated record. Gene Ontology annotation, biological process: bicellular tight junction assembly; cell adhesion. Bases 263 to 886 code for a protein of 207 amino acids. The transcript is spliced from 4 exons. Gene Ontology annotation, molecular function: structural molecule activity.